Molecule: messenger RNA, 4733 nt
Organism: Onychomys torridus (southern grasshopper mouse)
Lineage: Eukaryota; Metazoa; Chordata; Mammalia; Rodentia; Cricetidae
Gene: Ptprn2
Product: protein tyrosine phosphatase receptor type N2
Exons: 24
Coding region: 165-3272 (1035 amino acids)
Biological process (GO): protein dephosphorylation
Cellular component (GO): secretory granule
Molecular function (GO): protein tyrosine phosphatase activity
Source: RefSeq, a predicted model, not a curated record
GGCGGCGGGGGUGGGGCCGGCGGCGCUGUCCGGUGCUGAAGCUCGGCCGGCGCCGCCGCAGGAGCGCUGAGAGCGCCGCCGAAGGAGCUGGCGCCGCCUGGCUAAGUACCCUGUGGGUCCUCGCUCCCGCGCGGCCAUGGACUGAGCGCCAACCGGCUGCGGGGAUGGGGCCGCCGCUCCCGCUUUUGCUGCUGCUGCUGCUGCUGCUGCUCCCGCCGCCGCUGCCUCGCGCUCUGCCCGCCCCCGCGUCUGCCCGCGGCCGGCAGCUCCCGGGGCGCCUGGGCUGCUUGUUUGAAGAUGGCCUGUGUGGAUCAUUGGAGGCCUGUGUGAAUGAUGGUGUGUUUGGAAGAUGCCAGAAGGUUCCAGCAAUGGACACAUACCGAUAUGAGGUGUCACCAGGAACCUUGCUGCACCUGAGGGUCACCUUACAGAAGCUCUCCCGUACAGGCUUCACAUGGCAAGAUGACUAUACCCAGCAUGUGAUGGCCCAGGAGCUUGCAAACCUCCCCAAGGCCUACUCAUGGCAUGGGGAAGCUUCCAGCCCAGCCAGGACCUUACAACAGAACGCUGAUAAUGAAAAGUGGUUCAGCCUGGAGAACGAAGUGGCCCUGGCCAAGACCCUUCGGCGCUAUCUGCCCUACUUGGGGCUUCUGUCCCAGGCCCCAACUGCGAACGCACAACCCAGGAUAGAACAUGAGACACAUCCAGCCAAGGAUGAGGACUCUUUCCCCGAAAACAUCCUGACCUAUGUGGCUCACACUUCUGCACUGACCUAUCCUCCUGCAGCUCGGGUCAAGUAUCCUGACAACCUUCUGUGGCCCCUUAACCGGCUCCAGCCAGAUGAGCUCAGUCCUAAGGUAGACAGUGAUGUGGACAAACAGCAGCUGAUUGCUGCACUCAGUGCCUACACUGCUCAGAGGCCUCCUGGAGAAAAUGACCCAGGGCCACAGUAUCUUCCACAUAGUCCCAUGAGAGCAUCGAAGUCCUUCUCUGCACCUGCUGCUUCUCAGAGAUGGCCUUCACCUCCAGGAGAUGCCAAAGACUCCCUGAGCACGGGAGAAGAUAUACUCCUGCGGCGUCUCCUGAAAGAUCUGCAGCAACAGGCUGAAGUGGACCGCCUGGGCCCCCUGAAGUUGGAAGAGACGGAAGACUCAAUUGCUGGAGACAUACAAGGCGAUCCUUCUGAGGGAAGCCAAGAUGGCCAUGGGAGAGAGGCUGAGGGACCGCUGAGAGAGCAGGCAGAUGCCCCAGAAGCGGUGCUUCAAGAUCACAGACUAACAGAGGUGGAUGACCCAGUGUACGAGGAGGUCAGCCGUCUGAGUGUCCAGCUUGGGGACCUCCUGAAAGACCGUGGGUCACCUCUAUUACCUGAAGCUCCCCUUCUGGAAAAGUCCUCCAGAGCAGAGAUCAAGAAGUCAGAGCAGCCUGAGGAGGUCUUGUCUUCAGAAGAGGAGACUGCCGGGGUAGAACAUGUGAGGAGCCGGACUUACUUCAAAGACUUGCUGGAGAAGAAGCCAUACUCAGAGUCCCAGGCCCAGAGGCUUGAGGACCAAUUCCAAAACCGAGCUCCGGAGGUGUGGGAGGAGGAGCCAGCCCUCAAGUCAGCAGCACAGGGACCCCCUGGUGGAGGCCUGCAGCUGGAGGUUCAGCCUUCUGAGGAGGAACAGCUGGGGUACAUCCUCACGGGAAACAACCCCCUAAGUCCGGAGAAGGGGAAGCAGUUGAUGGAUGGCGUGGCCCACAUCCUCCGGGUGCCUUCCAGCUUCUUUGCGGAUGUCAAAGUCUUGGGGCCAGCAGUGACCUUCAAAGUGAGUGCCAACAAACAAAACAUGACAACUGCAGAUGUCAUCAAGGCCACAGUUGACAACAAAGACCAGCUGGAGAAGACAUCUGGAUUGACAAUCCUUCAAAGUGGAAUCGGGCCGAAAGGCAAGCUCCUGCCUCCUCAGGAAGAGCAGGAAGACUCUACCAAGUUCAUUGUGCUCACCUUCCUCUCCAUCGCCUGCAUCCUGGCAGUUCUCCUGGCUUCCAGCCUUGCCUAUUGCCUCCGCCACAACUCCCACUACAAGCUGAAGGAGAAGCUGUCCGGACUAGGGGGUGACCCCAGUGCCGAUGCCACUGAAGCCUACCAGGAGCUAUGCCGCCAGCGUAUGUCUGUCCGGCCACAGGAUCGCCCUGAGGGACCACACACAUCACGCAUCAACAGCGUCUCUUCCCAGUUCAGUGAUGGGCCGAUGCCUAGUCCUUCAGCUCGGAGCAGCACUUCAUCCUGGUCUGAGGAGCCUGUCCAGCCUAACAUGGACAUCUCCACCGGCCACAUGAUCCUGGCCUACAUGGAAGACCAUCUGAAGAACAAGAACCGGCUGGAGAAGGAGUGGGAGGCACUGUGCGCCUACCAAGCAGAGCCUAACGCCUCGCUUGUGGCCCAGAGAGAGGAGAACGCCUCCAAGAACCGUUCCCUGGCUGUGCUGACCUAUGACCACUCCAGGAUCCUGCUGAAGUCUCAGAACAGCCACAGCAAUUCAGACUACAUCAAUGCCAGCCCCAUCAUGGACCAUGACCCACGAAACCCUGCAUACAUUGCCACCCAGGGCCCACUUCCCGCCACUGUGGCCGACUUCUGGCAGAUGGUGUGGGAGAGCGGCUGCGCCGUCAUCGUCAUGCUGACACCGCUGUCGGAGAACGGCGUCCGGCAGUGCCACCACUACUGGCCUGACGAAGGCUCCAACCUCUACCACGUCUAUGAGGUCAAUCUGGUCUCUGAGCACAUCUGGUGCCAGGACUUCCUGGUGAGGAGCUUUUACCUGAAGAACCUGCAGACCAAUGAGACACGCACGGUGACCCAAUUCCACUUCCUGAGUUGGUAUGACCAGGGAGUCCCUUCCUCUACAAGGUCACUCCUGGACUUCCGCAGAAAAGUAAACAAGUGCUACCGAGGCCGCUCUUGUCCAAUAAUUGUUCAUUGCAGGCAAGGAGACAUCCUUGUAGGGAGCAAUUCGAGGCCCUCCGUGCCUGAUGACAGAGUGUCCUCAAUUAUUGGGCAGUGGCAGCUGACUCCCAGUCAUUCUGGGUUACUCAUACCAGUGGACACUUCCUUCCCCAUUCGAACCUGCAACAAGCUCUCAGGUGCUAAAGAGAUUGAUAUCGCAGCGACCCUGGAGCACUUGAGGGACCAGAGACCAGGCAUGGUCCAGACAAAGGAGCAGUUUGAGUUUGUGCUGACAGCUGUGGCCGAGGAGGUGAAUGCCAUUCUGAAGGCCCUUCCCCAGUAGGCAUGGAAGCUGGAGCUGGCGGGACCCCACCACGAGUUCUAGGACCACAACCGGAUGUCGUUUCUGCAGCUUCUGGGUAGUAACAGGGUCCUUCAGGCUCCAUCAUCAGUGCAGGUGGCUAGUUAGGUGUACUUUUGUUUAACUUAAUAGCAGAUGUGUGGAAACACCCAGUUAAGAGGGAAGGAAAGACUCAGCUCAUUUGUAUCAAGGUCUUGACAAAAAUCUUUUCCCUAAAGCAUACUUUCACAUUGUUGUAUCAAUGACACAGUAAUUAGAAAUCCACGUGGCCUCCGUGGGAGUGUGCUUACAUCUGUAAGUGGCUGGAGAAGGGGUGGAUGGGCCAGCACAGACAACAAGACACCUAUUAGGAACCAUCAUGUGUAGAAACACAUUUGACAUUUGCCUGUAAGACAAUCUCACCAUCAGGAGAAAUCUCUGGGAAAGAGAUCAGUGUCCUGCAUCCCUGGAGCAUAUGACAAGGGUAUUAUCAUAUCAUUCUACCCAUUCCUCCUGAUGCACCCCCAGCACAGUGAUUGAUCAUGUCUACCCCAUGUGGAUCCUAAGGGCAGACACCUUAUCCCUCCUGGAGUAUGGCCACUGUAUCUGCUCCAAAAGCAGGGACCCAGAUGAUAGCUCACCCUUGCACCCUUGCAAAGUUAUAGAAGAUCCCAGCCCUGAAAUGCAUUUUUAAUAUUAAGAUUCUUGUUUCUGCAUUAUAAGAACAGGCGCCCAUGGUACGCUUUCCUCAAAGUGACAAAACCAGAUUUAGUAUGGUAUUUAGCAAGCUCCAAGGGUCCCAAGGAGUAAAUGCUCCCCAUCCUGCCUCAUCCAGGAAGUACCCCAAUGUAACUGGCAUCAGAAAAUGUCUUUGAUGCCCCUACUCCUUGAAAGAAGGCUGGGAAGCCCCUUUGGCUCUGCUUCCUCUCACCUCCCAGAUGACUUAAUGAAAUGCGUGCUCACUGGAUGAUCCAAAUUACCAAAGCAUUUGGGCACUGUACUUACCAUCUCCCCACACAAAGGAAAGAAGUCACUUCAGGAAGGGCAAGUUCCCAGAGUGCAAGGCACUAGUUCCCAGAGAGGUAGAGUGCAUUGCUCUGAGCUCCAGUUUGUAGGGCUGAGUCUGAAAAGCACCCAUCUCCUGUGUCCCCAUUGCUUCAUCCCCCUCAGCCUUGACAUUUCAAGAUUUCAAGUUGCAGUGUGGCGAGGGAAGUGGGCUGCCAAGCAGGACACGAUGCCACAGUGCUGUCAUGUCUCUAGUUGUGUUGUAUCCCUGCCUAGCAUCUCCGACACGUCUCUCCCAAGUCAUUUCCCCCUAUCUGGAAUUUAAAUAAUAAUUAAUAGAAAUGAAUUUAUCUGAAUAUAGGAAGCAUAUACCUAAUUGUAACUUCUUAUGUUUAAAGGAAAUCCUCAGCGUGAUAUACAGAUAUAUUUAAUUGUGUCAUAUUAAACCUUCUGAUUUCA